Molecule: messenger RNA, 3825 nt
Organism: Hemiscyllium ocellatum (epaulette shark)
Lineage: Eukaryota; Metazoa; Chordata; Chondrichthyes; Orectolobiformes; Hemiscylliidae
Gene: cptp
Product: ceramide-1-phosphate transfer protein
Exons: 2
Coding region: 7-648 (213 amino acids)
Biological process (GO): intermembrane lipid transfer; ceramide transport
Cellular component (GO): cytosol; membrane; cytoplasm
Molecular function (GO): ceramide 1-phosphate transfer activity; ceramide 1-phosphate binding
Source: RefSeq, a predicted model, not a curated record
UCUAAGAUGGCUGAUCCGGACAGGUUCAGUUUGGCUGAGGUUCUGGAGUCUUUCAAAAAGUGCCUGACUGACCAGGGAGAAAUCCUGCAGGAACAUUACUUAGAAGGAUGGAAAGGGCUGGUAAAAUUUAUGAGCAGUCUGGGAUCAGCAUUUUCCUUUAUUUCAAAUGAUGCUGUCACCAAAAUCCAAAUUCUGGAAGACUACAGAAGUGGUGUGAAUGGCCAAAAGUAUUUGACCAUUCAGUCGAUGGUAAAGUACGAGGUUGAUAACAAGCUCGUGGAUCUGACAAAGCGGGGUGACCACUGGGACUCUGGCUGUCGUACACUACUGCGGCUCCAUCGUGCCCUCAGGUGGCUGCAGCUCUUUCUGGAGAAACUGCGGGUAGCUUCUGACAAUAGCAAAACGUCUGUCCUUUGUACAGAGGCCUACCAGGAUGUCCUGGCCAAAUAUCAUCCCUGGAUAGUACGCAAAGCUGCAACUGUGGCCUUUUAUAUGCUGCCAAGCCGAGCAAACUUCUUUGAGAUUAUGAAUAUGGGCCCAACAGAAAAGGUGGUGGCUAUACUGGGAGAAGCACUGCCAGUCGUUGCAAAAACUUACGACAUCACAGAAGACCUGUAUAGUCAACAUGGCUUGCUUGAUCUUCCGUAAUCCUGCACUUUGCACAAAAAACCCACUUGUUCUAAAAUGUUGUGUAUUUUAAUGGUGAUAUUUGCAAAUGCUGACUUCAGUAACCAAAGAUGAUAAAAAUUACUUUAAUAUUAAUUAACCUGAUGAGUAGUUGGAGAUAGUGAGUCAGCACUCCCUUUGCUGUCUAUAAUUGCAUCAACCCCCCCCCCCCACCACCACCACCACUAUUUUCUGUACCUCUCUAAAUAUGUUGACUGUUUAGGCUGAUCAGACUCUCAAUCAUAACAUUGUCCAAGUGUCCAUUCUUCAUGUCUGAAUGUGGGCAGUGUGUCUAUUUCACUGUGGUAUGUAUUAUAGUUGGCCUGAAUCUAUUGUCAGUGAUUUGAACACAUUUGUAUUUUCCAGUGUGGUGUCACUGGACAGUGAGCAGGAGUGCAAGUUGUGACUGACAUUGUUUAUUCCUGUUAAUCUAAUCUUAUCAAAGGGCAGCAAGAUGGUGAACCCAAAUAUAGGGUCCUGGCCAGAGGUAGCUCGCCCAGUCCAAGGCAUGGAUUGGGCUCCACCUUGUCCAAAAACCCAUGACACAACUCUACUUGUAUAGGAGAAAAUUGACCAAGAAUGAGUCACCUCCUUUUAUGUUUAUGUUUCUUUUUACUUUCUAUAAAUCAGCAAAUUUGAAAGGCUUCCUUUCCACUUUCCAGUUAUGUUUAGUUUCUUAUCUUUUGAGCAAAUGAGAUCCAACUACAAUACACAAAGAUCCAAAAUGUUCUACUUGCAGGAGGUGUCUGACUUUCUAUGAAUGUCUGUAUUGUGUUUUUCAGAUCCACUGUCCUCUGUCAGUUCUGUUCAGAUUUGCAUUUUUGUUAAUCUCAUUAUAACGUGUGAAUAAAUUACACUGAGUAAAAGCUAUUGCAAGCGCAAGCAGCAAAACCAUCAGUGGAAGAGACUCAUCCUGGUAUUAAUUAUGCAAGAAAUCAGAUUGAACUCAGAUUUUUUUAAGUCUUAGUGGAAACAGACAUUAGUUUACAUUUUUGCACUUUUAAAUUUUGGUAUACUUUUUAACUGUAUAAUUUGCAAGUUAGAAAAUGAAAGGGAAUAUAUGUUAGUGCAAGAACAGUUUGGAGGCUUUCAAUGUUCUGACCAUAGAUGUACUGUCACUUGCUGUUUUCCUUCUUGUCUUGGAUCAUGUGUUGGGGUAACAAAACAGCGUCCCAUCCUGACCCCAGACAUUCUCAGGCAGAAAUGCAUGGUUCACAAUCACUACGCUUUUCCUUGUCAUUAUGGUCAUUCAGAUCAAUUUAAAUGUGUCAACUAAGGGCAGCAAACAUUUGGAUUGAACAAAGGACUGUUGUGGUAUAUGGUUACAGGCAGUGCACUAAUCAGCUGUGAAUUGGGGGAAUAAGUAAUCUUUGUUUAUACCCAUAUAGAGUUCACUAUUACAGUUUAACAGCACCAGGCUAUGACAAGGCGAUGGAAAUGGAAAUAUAUCAAUUCUACAGAUGCUGGAAACUGACAGUAUGGAAUUUGAGCUAUUGCAAGAUGAGAUACACUAUGACGCAUCUUGUGGUUCCCGAAGCUGCUAUUUGUUGUCAAGACUGAUAUAUGAACUCUUGAUGCUGUGCUAAUUUACCCCAGAAGAGCCACUGCCUAAAGGACACUGGAGAAAAUAAAUAGAAAAACAUAAGUGUUAUUUCACAAUUACGAUGGGCUUUAAUUCCACGACGAGUACCAGAAGGUAAUCUGGUACACGCACUGAGAUCAAUAUUGUUACUAGGAUUUUUAUUUUCCCUAGUUGUAUUUGAAUAUUAGCUUUAAUCAGCAUUAAUUUUUGAUCAAGAAAAAUCACCUUUUGAUUUUUGUUUUUGGCUAUCAUAAGUGAAUGGGUUUGACCUGCUUUUGGAAGAUGUUUAUUUUGUUAAUCCAGUUAUGAUUUUGUCUAAAUUUCACACACUAAUAAUGUGAAUUUUUGUACUUGAAACUAUCCAUCUUCCUCUUGAAUAUUGUGAGAAAUUUUUCAUGUUGAAUCUGUAAUCUAAAGUGAUUCAAUUUAUAUCAAAUUGAAUGUAUCUUUGGAAUUUCAGUCAUUAUGUUCAAUGUAUAAGAGGAUUAAAUUGUGCACAAUUUUGAUUUGUCAUUGAUGUACAAACUGUUAGGAUACGUUUUAACCUUUGGGAUGCGGGAACACUAGUAAGCAAACUGAAUUUCUCAGGAGCUUAACAGUGUUACCCUAUCAUUUGCUUUGGGUGGCUAGAUGUCUCAACAUGGCACUUCUAGACUAAAGCACAACCAAAAUGUUGCUCCUGCCCUUGCAGGCAGGACUCUGAAAAAUGAUUUGGCAGUUACCUUUCAGUGGGCUUUUUUGUUUGUUCUGGUUGCUGUAGGCUCCAGUCAAAAAUCUAUGUAGGGGUCAUAAGGACAUAAGAACUAGAAGCAGGAGUAGACCAUCUGGCCCUUCGAGACUGCUCCACCAUUCAAUAAGAUCAUGGCUUAUCUUUUCGUGGAUUCAGAUCCACUUAUCUACACUCACUGUAUCCCUUAAUUCCUGUAUUGUUUUUAAAAAUAAAUCUGUCUAACUUUAAAAACAUUUACUGAAGUAGUGUCAACUACUUCACUGGGCAAGGAAUUCCAUAGAUUUACAACCCUCUGGGUGAAGACACUCCUCCUCAAUUCCUUCUAAAUCUGCUCUCUCUAAUCUUGAGGCAUUUAGGAUCUGCUUGCCCUGCUGGGCAACAGGCCCUUUUUAACAAAGUAAUAAUUCAAAUGCCCAGUGUUGUACGGGUAAAACUGCUGUCCUUGUAUUGAUUAACACCAGGCCAAGGCAGGAAAAUAGACACUUAGGUGAUUUAAUAGGAAAAAUGGGAACCUCCCAUUAUUACUUAAUGUAUGAUGGUACUGGGUUCUGACAAAUAGCUAAAGUUAUUGGAGAAGAGCGAAAUGUCAACAACACCCCAAUCAUGAUUAGUGUACAAUCCCUAAAAUUACUUGUAACUUUGUGAAGGCUUGACAGUUUCUACAUGUAAAUCUUGCACCCAUCUCAUGUAAUUGCACAAAGCACCAGUAGGUGGUGCAAUUUGCUUGACAAACUCCAUGGUAAAACACAAAAAUUUCAUUCGUAUUCAUUCUUCAUUGGUAUUUUUAUAUGCAUGAGGAAAGUAUCCAAUUUGAUUGUUCAUAGUACAACAGUAAUUUAGAGAUAAU